Molecule: messenger RNA, 4159 nt
Organism: Hylaeus volcanicus
Lineage: Eukaryota; Metazoa; Arthropoda; Insecta; Hymenoptera; Colletidae
Product: organic cation transporter protein-like
Exons: 11
Coding region: 905-2578 (557 amino acids)
Biological process (GO): transmembrane transport
Cellular component (GO): membrane
Molecular function (GO): transmembrane transporter activity
Source: RefSeq, a predicted model, not a curated record
UGCGCGCGUUUGAACGGAACGGAAUAAUUGUCACGAAGAAUCGUCACAGCCGGAGUUAUUUCGACGAAUUAGCAACGGACUAACAAGACGAGAGUCAGCGUAGUUCCCUAGCGGUAACCGCCGCGCCGCCUGGUCCGGUGUGACUUCGGAUCUUUCACGUACCGACGCUAACGACCGCCAUUUAUCUAUCCAUCUAUCCUCGACAAAAACGGAAACCUCGCUAGCAACAGCGAUAAAUAAUAAUAAAACCAGGAUUUACGACGACGGCCGAGUCCCUCGGCGCGCUCAUUUUCCACCGCCAGCUUCUGCCGGUAUUUAUCUCGCAUCGAAGGGCACCGACGAUUCAUCUCCGCCUUGAAAUGCUAAAUGAGCCGUGAGGAACCUUGGAAUUGGCGAUACAUGUACGAACUGCAUAAUAAGGAUCGAUCCUCGACACGCGCAACAGUUUCGAAAACGUGAUUUCCUAUUACAAAGUCAGUGGCACUCGAAGUGGAAGGCUAACGAUGUCGACGAGACCGGAUGGCCAUCCUCAUCCGCGACUCUUGGACUCCGGAGUCUGACUGAAAACAAUCGAAUCGCGCUUCCUGGAUGAGAAUUCGUCGUGGUAAUUCUCUGGAUAUUAAAAUUUCAAGUUCCCUCGGACUUUUUGUAUUUCUCGAUGAAGCUGGUCAAAGAAAUUCGAGAGAGGUUGGUCGGAAAAUCAUGAAAAAUUCUUCAUUGGCUACUGUAGGUUGAAUGUCAGAGACGAUGGGUUUCAAUUUCGAUGAGGGAAGUGUUUGCCGAAUAAUAAACUUUGAAUGUACGGCAAAUAAUGUGGCACCAGCCUACCAGCAUGACAGGGAAAGCCAACGCGUGUCUCGUUUAGUCGAUAGAAACGAACUUGAGAGGCGAGGAGGAGGAUAGCAUGAGGCUCUUUUGCUCGCAGGACGACACGCCGUCGGCGCCCAAAACAAAGGAUGGGAAACAAGGGGAAAAGAGAGAACCAAGCGGGAAGGAUGUGGAUCGUUUCGGUUAUUAUCAGAUGAUCACGUUUGCGAUAAUCAGCUUGCCUCUGUUUUUGUCAGCAGGAUUCACGCUUGCUUACGUGUUUACCGCCGGCGGAGUUAAAUACAGGUGUUUGGUGUCAGAAUGCGAAGAUCCUGCCAAUACGACAUUUGACACGCCAUGGGCCGUCGAUUCUGUUCCCGAUAUCUCAGAAAUGUCCAAAUGCACCCGCUACGUUGUCAAGAAUCAUUCUGGCGAGUGCACGAAUCUUUCGUUCGGCAACGAGACUCGCCAAUGCGAUUCCUGGGUUUACGAUCCAACGGAGAACACGAUACUCAGCGAGUGGGGUCUCACUUGUGAUGCCAAUCGAUGGAAGCUCACGUUGGUGGGCACGAUAAAUAAUGUCGGUCAAUUCGUUGGGCUGAUCUUCGCCGGAUACGUAUCCGACAGAUACGGAAGACGUACGAUUUUGACGCUCACCACGUUCCUGAGCGGAAUCAGCGGCCUCAUACAUUCCUUCUCUGUGAAUUAUUGGAUGUUUCUCGCGUUCGAAUUUAUCGAUGCGACUGUCGCGGCCGGUAUCUACAGUGCUGGAUUUAUUUUAGGAAUGGAAAUGGUAGGAGUGAAGGGCAGAGUUUUAGCGAGCACCAUCAUCUGCUGCAUGUUCGCGGUCGGCGAGAUGUUGUUGGGAUUGAUCGCGAUGUGGAUGAGAUCGUGGCGUCUAGUCCUCCGAAUGGUGUAUGGACCGGCGUUGCUCGCCAUCUUGAUGCCCUUUCUGAUCCCGGAAUCGGUCAGGUGGCUUUUGGCGAAUGGAAAACACGAACAGGUGGAGGUGAUUUAUCGCAAAAUGGCGCGCAUCAACGGGCUUCAAGUCUCCGAGGAAUCGAUCAAGAAGUUUAAGGAAUUGAACGCGAUCAAGACCGACAAGGCAGAGGAGCUAGCAGGGGAGAAGAAGAGCCCAAUCCUACAAGUCUUGAGCAGCUCGGUGAUGAUGACGCGGUUGAUGGCCUGUUCGUUUUGCUGGUUGACGAACACAUUCGUGUAUUACGGACUGUCUUUGAACUCGGUGGCCUUUGCCGGCGACAAAUACGCUAAUUUUAUAUUGGUCGCUAUCGUCGAGAUACCGGCCUACUUCUUAACCUGGUUCAUGACCGAUUACGUGGGCCGUAAGAUCACCUUAUCGUCGACGUUCUUGUUGAGCGGUGCAUUCUGUCUGGCGAUACAAUUCGUGCCAACAGGUUCUUGGACGUUUUUACCUUUGAUUCUGUACAUGGGAGGAAAGUGGUGCAUCACAAUGUCCUUUUCCACGGUUUACAUUUACACGGCGGAGCUGUUCCCCACAAACAUGAGACACUCUCUCCUUGGAAUUUGUAGCAUGACCGGCCGCAUGGGGUCAAUAUUGUCCCCGCAAACUCCACUUUUGGCACAAAUCAUGCCCGAGCUGCCGCUUAUUCUUUUCGGAUGUAUGGGCCUGUCCGCGGGACUUCUGUCUCUGAUAUUCCCGGAAACAUUGGGAACGAAACUUCCGGACACCGUGUGCGAGGCGGAGAACAUCGGCAAGCCGCAGCCAAAUCAAGGCACGCAGGAGCCUUAAGCAUGGCGAGAUGCGCGAUGCACCGCGACGCGUUCGAUCCAAUGCAAGAGGGGGAAACGGAAAGAAGGAACGGGAAGCUUCUUAAAAGUUUCCGAAGCAAGUAUCGUUGGACCCCAAAAAGCUUGAAACGCGCGAAACUUUUGGAAGCAAAAGGAGCUCAACGCGCGAGACUUUCUUCUUUCUUGCCCUGUUGCGUCCCGUUGGAAAUCGAUGUAGUUCGAUCCUCAUCAACAUUCCAUAAAAUCGACUCACGCGUUUCUUAAUCGUUUUUCGCUUGUCGUACAUUAGGGUGGUCCAUAAACUUUCUUGAUUUCUUUUCUAUUGAAAAUUCAAACAUAAAUUAAGAAAUAUUGUAAAAGGUAAUGACGGAAGAAUAAAUCAAGGUAACUUAUGGUCUACCCUAGUAGACAUAUCUGUUUAAGGAGAUGUAGGAGGUCAUGUACGAUUUCAAAGAAUACCACAUUUUGCGGCUGUAGAGCAACUUUUAUUCACCAUCGACAAGUUUUUCACGCAUUUAAUUAUUCCGUAUCGCUGGUUGCUCAUCGUUGAUGUGUUCGUGUUAUUUGUCGUCUGAACUUGUAUGUACUGAUGAGUCAGCCUCCGUAUGAUGCUUCCCGUUAAGAGAAAACAUGUUAUACUCAGGUAUUUAUACAGUAUUGCUGCAUCGUGCGAGCAAAUGUAUCGGUUAAUAGUCGAAUCAGCUUCGUUUGAUUCUGGUAAACAUAAUUGUUGUCCCAGUAUGCAUAGCACCGUGCCAUGAUAGAAGAAUUUGGCGAAGCCAUAGCAAUAAUUUAAUCUUAAUUUAUUGUCUCUCGAUAAUCGUAAAUAUAUUCCACGACGGAUACGUAGUAUUUAAAAAUGUGUAGUACAAUUAUCGACGCAAAUAGGAUACAGUGAAUAAUCGUGCACAGGUAUAGAUAAUUGAAUAAUGUAAUGAUGAUUUUAUGCAAAAUAGCAUUUAUUGCAGUUCAUUGCCACAGGUAUUAACACAUCGUCGAAUACAGUUACGUCUAUGGUAGUUCUCUCACGCACAUUCCCAUUUAUAAAAUAUAGCGUGUAGCGUGAAAAUCAUCGAUGUCUCUCUACCGUAUAGGAAGGUAGACAAUUUAUUUUUUUAUAUACGAUGGAUCUAACAAUCGUAUUGUUAAGUUAAUGUAUGUAUGUGUAGGGUAUGUUUAAAGGAUGACAUAUAACUUUACAUGCUUGUAGUAAUCGCUAAGCCGAAUACAAAAUGUUUAAUCAACGCAGAUUUUGAUUAAUGUAUCCAGACAUAUUUAUCGUUUACCGUAGGAAAACAGAGAGUUAUAUUAAUGUAUUGUUUUAAUCUAUGAAUAUUUACUCAAUUUAAUUAUUUGGCUCGUUGAUCGGCAUUGAUCAAUGACCAAACGAAUAGAUGACUAAUUAAUCACAAUAUCGGAACAGAGAAUCGCUGUUUAUUUGGGGAAGAUUCAUUUACAGACCUGCACACGUUGACCAAUGAUAUUUUAUUUCGUUUAGCGAUCGUUACAAGCCUACGAACUUUCGAACCAAAUACACUCUGUAUUCAACGAAGUAUAUGCAUACAUCGGACGUUAAUAUUCA